AUGCUGGAAACUAGGACAAAAGCAAAGCAGUUGUACCAGGUUAGCAGGUUGAUCAGCGACUUGCCUGCACUGGGUGACAACCCGACAAGGGAGGAGAUCGGUCUCAACGCCUGGAAGAAACUGAUCUUGGAUUCGCCAGAAGUGAUCCUGCGGAACAACUUUUGCCUUUGGGGUGAGAUCUACUUGAUUGAGCCCAAUCUGACACUCUUUUUCUUCCAGCUCUACUUUGGUAAGUUUGUCUUUUUGCUGAUCGUCUUAGACGUUUUACAGCUCAAGGCCAUUUUGGCAGAGCCCUUUUACCAGUUUUUCUUGCAAUCGCUCUACAACAGGAGCAAUGGAGAAUCGUCAAACAGCAGAGACAGCUGCUUGCGAUGGGAUGGUCUCAACAAGACUUUCAAGGUGUUGAUGCUGUCAACUGUCAACCAGUACCUGAAGAAGCUGAGCAAAUCACCGCUGGUGAGACGCAAGCUGCCCAACACUGCCGCUGUGAUGCAACAGUACUUUGGAUUUCGCCGUGAAUCCAUGGAAACCAUACCCCACUUCCUGGUGAGGGAGAGUCUUCACUUUGAAGAGUUUGUGGAGGCACUUCACUUGCUGAAACAGGAAAAGGAUGGUGCAAUGGAUGAGGUCUUCAUCCCACCUUUGGAUGAAGAAGAGAGCGAUGAUGAUGACGAUGGUGAGACGCAGAGCCCCACACCCAAGAAGAAGUCCGACUACAAGCCAGUCCCUGCAGAAGAUCCUGAUGAUCCAACUCCUGCGCCUGCUGCUGGUGGUGGUCGACCUACCUCGUCUACUUCGCCUACUUCGAGCAUGGACUCCUUCAUCCUGGAGCAACUACGUGGAUGGCGGCUUCUAAUGGCUGCUCUUUCACCUGAAGAGUGGCGAUCGAUCUUGGCUUCGACUGGAAAUCGCCUGGACUAUGUCUCCGUGAUGUCCGCCCUGGAGAUCCUCUAUGACGAGCACUUCAGCCGAGGUCGUGGCCAACAAGGUUUUGGAGCUCAUGGACAACAACCUUCCACUCACGACUUCAACAUGGCGGAGAACGAGGCCUGGGAUGAUGAUGAUGAUGAUGAAUCCUGGUCUUCUUGGUGGAUGAUGCCUGUCCAUGAGGAGGAAGAGAACAUGGAGGACUACGGCAGUGCUCCACCUGCUGCCGAACCACCUGCUGAAGAAGGCUCUGGUGCUGCUGGACAACAAGGCUGCUUCAUUUGUUGCAGUCAUCAACAUUUGGCACGCCAGUGCCCUGACCGAAAUGCACCCUUUCGUUUUGGGAAGGGCAAACACGUCCACUGGGGCGAGAUGGGCAAUGGCUCUGACUACUACGAUGAUGGCUCCUACGUCAUGGUCUUACCGGCCUACAAGGGAAAGAAGGGAAAAGGUAAGGGCAAAUCGGCAUACUGGAUGCCGGAAGAUGGAACCACCUAUGCUUUCACCGGCAAGGGCUUUGGCAAGGGAAAGCACUCCAAGAACCGUCAGAAAGUCAAUGCCUACGCCAUGGACGCCUACGACUACAAUGGGAUUGAAUUUGAAGCUCAAGCUGCUCAACACGGACCACCUCACCAAACGAAGAACCCGGUCAUCCAGCCAACGGCUGCCCAUGGGAUGAUGGACUGUGGAGCUACUUGUUCCGCUAGACCUGAACGAUCCAUCCAGAACUUGGUGACCGCCAUCUUAGCCAAGGACAACUCUGCUCGAGUCACCGUGAACGGCAAAAACAGACCGCGCUUCAGGUAUGGGUCAGGUAAGUGGGAGAAAGCAGUUUUUCAACUUCAAGUUCAAUCUAGUGUCACUGGUCGUACGUUCAACGCCUUUGCGCCCCCAAAUCCCGAAGAAGUACAUGAAGAAUGGUUUCAAGACCACAUGCUUGUCCCUGUGCUGGUGGGCAUGGACUUUUUGAGAGGAAACGGUAUGAUUGUUGAUUUUUCCGAUGGUCUCAGUGUUUGCACUGCACAUGAGGGAGCUCAACCUUUUCAUUUACCCAUGAACCACAAAGAGCACUACAUGAUUGACAUCGCUGAGUUUCUGGUAGAUGGGAAGGAAAACCUGCAGGGUCAUCCGGAGAUCAACAUCAUUUUUUCUGAAGAAUUUCAAGAAGCUGCCGAACUAGAACAGUUUUUGGAAAUGUUCCCUUUGACUUUUGAUGUGGCUACUUUGCCAAUGCAGUCUACAAAGUCUGAACGACAACUGGACUUUUUCACUUCAUUUUGGAAGAGGUACCAAUCUGUGUCGUCGCUGCAGCACACAAGGCUCAUGGGCAAAUUGUCGACAAGUGCUUCAGCACGCCCCAGUACCUCUCCAAGUGCUGUCGAUGGCUCCGAAGUCGUCGAAACCGGCGGUGGAGAAGCCAUGGGAUUGGGACCAAGCUGUUCCAAUGGACCCUCGCGAUCCGAGGAGUCAGAGCCCAAUCCGGGCACUGUGACACAAGCCUUGGCGGAGCUCAAGAACAUGAUGGAACCAUUGCCUCCAACAGAAAGCAUGGUGCGCGUGAUGAUCGACAAGGUCACUGCGGAGCACCGCCUCACAGUCAUGAUAGACCAACACAAGAUGGAGAUGGAAAAAGCGCCUCAGAAGGAAGCCGGAAGUCCGUCGUCUUCAGCGGGCUGGGAAAAGAUGACCCCUCCGACAGAACCCAAGGAGCUGGAUCCGAUCAACUACUUGACCGACGAGGAGAAGAUGGAGUUGCUCAACCUGGCUCGUCAACGCGCCAGUGUUAUCAACAACCCCGAGGACGAUGUGGAGUUGGAGCCGGAGUAG
Cladocopium goreaui is the source of this 2754-nucleotide messenger RNA. Lineage: Eukaryota; Dinophyceae; Suessiales; Symbiodiniaceae. The record is from the annotation of a GenBank genome assembly.